UCUGCCCAGCCAGGUGCCGAGACUCUCGAGCCAGGAGCGGGGAGAGGGACUCGCCAGAGGGCUUCUUCGCGUUCGCCAUGGCGGUCCUCCGUGCUCUGUUGGUGACUCUGCUGGCGAGCGCCGUUCUAGGCUCCGGCUUGCAGGGCUUGCAGUGGCCGCAGAGGGUGAUGCGGCACCGACUCGACGUCCAGCGGGGAGGCGGCGUCGGCAUUGUCGGCGGCGACUCCAUCGACAUCCGGGACGCCCCCUUCCAGCUGAGCUUCCAGCUGUACGACAGGCACUUCUGCGGGGCGUCCAUCAUCAGCAAGAACUUCGCCCUGACGGCGGGGCACUGCGCGAAGGCAGGCGUGACGGCCUCCUCGGGCUUCUUCCGCGCGGGCUCCACCAACCGCGACGAGGACGGCGUGCGGUACGCCCUGCAGAGCAUCACCACCAACCCCAAGUACGACUCGGGCACCGUGGACUUCGACGUGGCCGUGGUGCAGAUCCAGGGCGAGUUCCAGCUCGGCGACACGCAGCAGGCCGUGCGCCUGCCCGCGCCCGGCCAGGCCAACAUCGAGGGGCUCAUCGUCACCGUCAGCGGCUGGGGCAACGAAUACGAACAGAUGGGCGGGUCCGGGUCGCUGCAGCUCCGCGCCGUGACCCUGGUCGGGCUGACGCAGCGCGCCUGCAAGCUGGUGUACGGCAAUGCCCUGACGGCGCGCAUGCUGUGCGCGGGCCGCGACGGCAGAGACUCGUGCCAGGGCGACUCCGGCGGGCCCCUCGUCCUCCGCGACGCCAACAACGUGCCCACGCUGGUCGGCGUCGUCUCCUGGGGCAACGGCUGCGCCAGGAGGGGCGUGCCCGGCAUCUACGCGCGCGUCGCCGACCCCGACCUGCGCGCCUUCAUCCAGAGCAUCGCGGGUGUCUAAACAGCGGCGUCUAAUAAAGCACUGCAGCGUCCUCGCCGCUACCCUA
This is a messenger RNA of Thrips palmi, 957 nucleotides long. RefSeq names its product trypsin-1-like. The record is from RefSeq and is a predicted model, not a curated record. The transcript has 5 exons. Lineage: Eukaryota; Metazoa; Arthropoda; Insecta; Thysanoptera; Thripidae. Gene Ontology annotation, molecular function: serine-type endopeptidase activity. Gene Ontology annotation, biological process: proteolysis. Bases 78 to 911 code for a protein of 277 amino acids.